AGCUACUAAUUAUCUUUUAAUUAAAGCUUUGCAUCAAUGGCGACAAAGGAAGAUAGCUCCUCUUCGCCCUCACCCAAAGCUUCUCCUAGCUUUGCUGGUCUCACACAGAUUACUGUUCUAAGCAUAGAUGGAGGAGGUGUGAGAGGAAUUAUUCCAGGAACCAUUCUUGCUUUUCUUGAAUCCAAGCUGCAGGAGCUUGAUGGAGAGAAUGUAAGGAUUGCAGACUACUUUGAUGUGAUUGCAGGAACAAGCACUGGAGGCUUGGUCACCACAAUGCUAACUGCUCCAAACAAAUCUAAUCGUCCCCUCUAUUCAGCCAAAGAUAUCAACGACUUCUAUCUAAAGAACUCACCAAAGAUCUUUCCUCAGAAAAUGGCAGGAUUAUUUGGCACGACAAGUAAUUUAGUUAGUGAAUUUGCUGGGCCUAAAUACGAUGGGAAAUACCUCCAUUCUCUAAUUAAAGGCAUUCUUGGAGAUACAAAGCUUCAUCAAACUCUAACCAAUGUUGUCAUCCCAACUUUCGAUAUCAAGCUCCUUCAACCCACUAUCUUCUCCUCAUUCGAGGUAGAAGCCACACCUUUAAAGGAUGCUAAUUUAUCAGAUAUCUGCAUUGGCACUUCAGCUGCACCAACUUACUUACCUGCUCACUACUUUGAAACUAAAGACUCAAAAGGCAAAACUCGAAGCUUCAAUCUUGCUGAUGGAGGACUUGCAGCAAAUAAUCCUACUUUGCUUGCAAUAAAUAUGGUGAGUAAGAGCAUAUUCAAGCAACUGCAAGAAGAUUUCCCAGUAAAACCAGCUGAAUAUAGCAAGUUUCUUGUGCUAUCUCUUGGUACUGGAGCAGCCAAACUGGAAGAGAAGUACGACGCAAAAAGUGCAGCAAAGUGGGGUGUUCUUCCAUGGCUAUAUCUCAAUGGCCAUACACCCAUUAUUGAUAUGUACUCUCAAGCAAGUGCAGAUAUGGCUGACAUACUAACAUCCAUACUCUUCCAAACUUUGCAUUCUGAGCAAAAUUAUCUUCGCCUUCAGGACGAUACACUGAGUGGAAACUCAGCAUCUGUGGAUAUAUCGACUAAGGAGAACCUGGAGGGGUUGGUUAAGAUAGGAAAUAAUCUGUUGAAGAAGCCAGUUUCAAGGGUCAAUAUAGAGACCGGAAGAUAUGAGCCUGUUGAAGGCGAAGGAACAAAUGAGGAAGCUCUUAUCCGAUUUGCGAAGUUGCUUUCAGAUGAAAGGAAGAGGAGGACUAAUGGCGCAAAGUAGGAUGAUUUUUUCUUGAUGUUUUGAAUAAGUGAGAAGAUCUGAGGUGACAGAUAUGUGGUGAAUAAAUGUCAUUUUCCUCUAAUGAAUGAGUAGUUAAAGUAAUGAUA
Dendrobium catenatum is the source of this 1367-nucleotide messenger RNA. Its product is annotated as patatin-like protein 2. Lineage: Eukaryota; Viridiplantae; Streptophyta; Magnoliopsida; Asparagales; Orchidaceae. The record is from RefSeq and is a predicted model, not a curated record. Gene Ontology annotation, biological process: lipid metabolic process. Bases 37 to 1260 code for a protein of 407 amino acids. Gene Ontology annotation, molecular function: monoacylglycerol lipase activity; glycerophospholipase activity. The transcript is spliced from 6 exons.